Molecule: messenger RNA, 1303 nt
Organism: Limanda limanda (common dab)
Lineage: Eukaryota; Metazoa; Chordata; Actinopteri; Pleuronectiformes; Pleuronectidae
Product: cytokine-dependent hematopoietic cell linker
Exons: 17
Coding region: 98-1156 (352 amino acids)
Biological process (GO): intracellular signal transduction; cell surface receptor protein tyrosine kinase signaling pathway
Source: RefSeq, a predicted model, not a curated record
CCGUGUUCUCUCUAUUCCUGGAACACAUUGCCGGUCACUCACCGAUGCCAGUCCAAAAGCUGCUGUGAGAGGGACCGGCCAUGAGUCAGCUGUGAUAAUGGAUCACACCAGAAAUCAGAUAUGCGGUAGCUACAGCGACAUCACUGAGCCCGAGUACGCCGUGGUGGAUGACCAGGAGGAAGUCAUGAGCGUGUGCAUACUUCCUGCCAGGCCCAUUUAUGAUGAAAUGGAGUACGCAGACAGGGACCUUCCAUGGUUGCAUUCAGCUCAGAGCCCCUCCUCACGCCUCACUGGUCACUCCAGCUCCCAGCUCAGAUUUCCACACAGAGAAAUCCCACCGACGACAGGACCUGCAGUUAAUAGAGAUCUGAAGCCUGGCAGACGAAAAACCGUUUUAGAUAAGAGAUUCACACCUGUGCCUCCAGGAAACCAGCUCUCCCAAAGGUAUUCUCCAUCACCUCCAUCUUCCUCCCUGCAGUUAGUGAAUCAGCCUCCUGGAUGGACUCAGGCCUGCAGGAGAGACAGGCAACAGAAGGGGACUAAAAAAGUAGUAUUGGGUUCACAAACCAUAGGUCGACAGAGUCCCGAAACUGUCUCAGGCCCCAAAAACAACCUCAAAUAUUCUUUGGAUUUGGAAACCAAUGAUUUAGAAAUAAGGUCACAACAGAAUCUGGAAAGGGGGAUGUCAGGACGUCAUCACCAUGAGUGGCCGCAAACUAAAGACGACCUUGACCAACACGAGUUUGUUCUAAAGGAAAAACCUCAACAGACAUAUUGUGAGGAGGACUGGUACAUCGGGGUCUGCAGUCGGGUAGAUGCAGAGCAUGCGUUACAUCUGGUGAACAAGAACGGUGCGUUUCUGGUACGAGACUGUUCCCUCAACACCGGCAGCGAACCUUUGGUGUUGUCUGUGUAUCACGAGAAGAAGGUUUACAAUGUAAAGAUCCGGUUCUUUGAAAGCAGCAGCAAGUUCGCUCUGGGAACAGGACAACAUUCAAAAGAUAUGUUUGACUCUGUGGCUGACAUCGUCAAGUUUCACACCAUCUUCCCAAUAAUACUGAUCAGUGGCAGAAACACACCAGGAAGUAAAUACCCAGAGAACUGUGUGCUGACGUGUGCGGUGACGAGGGAGGAUGUGGACCAGCUCCUACAAUGACAACACACAUCACGCCUAUGACCUGCUGAAUCUCAUCCAGUCACAUUUCCCCUGUAGUUAAUUCUGAGUCUGUUCGGACAGAUGCUGACCGUGUAUUCAAAUUUCUAAAGUAUUUGCUUGUCUCAAUAAAAGUGUAAUAAUUGCACA